AUGACGGAGAAUUCUAUUUCCGACUUUGAUAACGGUUCUGAUAAUAACGAGUUUGAAACUAUCGCUGAUUCUUUUCCUACCCACGUCGUUGGUACAGUUUGUUUUGCUCGUGGUGGUAAUGAUGAUGAUGAUAGUAAUGAGGUUAAUGUGGGUGAUGGUGUUGUUGCUUCUGAUGAUGAAAAAGAUUUUUUAAGUAUUGCUAAUAGGGAUGAUUUUUUAAAUGGCGAUUGUGGCGAUGGUGAUGAUGAUAAAGACGACGGUACUGACGAUGAUAAAGACGACGGUACUGACGAUGAUAAAGAUGACGGUACUGACGAUGAUAAAUACGACGGUAUUGACGAUGAUAAAGACGGCGGUACUGACGACGAUAAUAUCAAUGACGAUGAUACCGAUGUGAGCGAUGACGACGGUGAAGAUGAUAUUUUUGAUGUUGCUGAGUAUGAUACUGUUGAAGACGAUAUUGAAUCCGAUGAUAGUAUGAAUAACGAUGAGCUUAAUGAUGAUACUGCUUCUGCAGUUACUGCUGCUGAUUUUGCUGUUGAAAAUGAUGACAAUGAUGAUACAACUGAUGCUCGUAAUGGCUGGGAUGAAUAUGACGAUGAUAAUGAUGAAUAG
Messenger RNA from Dreissena polymorpha, 615 nucleotides. RefSeq names its product prostatic spermine-binding protein-like. Bases 1 to 615 code for a protein of 204 amino acids. The transcript is spliced from 2 exons. NCBI's taxonomy places the organism in Eukaryota, Metazoa, Mollusca, Bivalvia, Myida, Dreissenidae. The record is from RefSeq and is a predicted model, not a curated record.